Molecule: messenger RNA, 615 nt
Organism: Encephalitozoon hellem ATCC 50504
Lineage: Eukaryota; Fungi; Microsporidia; Unikaryonidae
Exons: 1
Coding region: 1-615 (204 amino acids)
Source: RefSeq, a predicted model, not a curated record
AUGGUAGUCCGCACAACUCAAGGCCACUCGAGUAGAAAAGUGUUUGACAUAAGGGACGGAUCCUUGUUAGGGAAUCUUCUCAGAGACUAUGUCAGGGCAUUAGAACUUUACCACAUUGACAUGGAGAGUGUGAGAGAAUCAGUAGCUCCUGUUUUCGCAUAUACAGGGCUUGUAACGCUGCAAGUCCUUGGGUUUUUAUGGAUAGUUUCGUGGGUUGAAGGCAUGAGUGGGGUGGGGCCUGCCCUUGGCUUGUCUUUCGGGGCGUUCCUCGUGAUGAUUAUGUUCUUCUUUGGAGCAGGAUACAUCUAUAAGGGGGUUCUCGGGAAAGGGGCUGACACGUCUUAUAUUUCAUAUGUAUACGUUGUUGCGCUUUCUGUUGUACACUAUCCAUAUCUUAUGUUUGUGGGGCUUCUGGCGAAGGGGAUAUGGAUGUUCCUCUGCAUGAUGGCCAUCUCUUCUAUCUCUCAGUUUCUUAUCAGGUCGUCAAUGCUAAGAAACCAUAGCUUUGAGAGCAACAGAGACAGAUUUAUGUUUGACAUCAGCACGUUUAUUCUCCAGUGUGGGUUUUGCUUUGGUAGUCUCUCUCUCUUUGCUUUCCUGUCGCCUACUAACUAA